Molecule: messenger RNA, 372 nt
Organism: Symbiodinium pilosum
Lineage: Eukaryota; Dinophyceae; Suessiales; Symbiodiniaceae
Source: the annotation of a GenBank genome assembly
GAGCUCGGAGUUAAGCAGAUGGACUGCGAGUUGUCACAGGCACUUGCCUCUGCGUUAGUGUUGGAGAUGACACCUCUGGCGCAGCAGCAAGGCGACACAGCCAAGACAGUAGUAGAAAGCUACAGCUGCUCCAGAUGCCGGCUUGUCCUGUUCACCACUGCAAACAUUCAGCAUAGCACUUGCGGCCCGCUGUUUCUGGAGUGUUUGCCUUGGAUGAGGGCUGAUGGCCGCGAGGGAAAGAUUGUCUGUCUAUGUGGUGCUAAACUCGGCCGGUACACUUGGGGAGGUCAGACAUGUGGCUGUGGCUGUCGGCAGAAGCCCGCCUUCUGUAUUCCCCGAGAUAAGGUCGAGAUACAAGCUGCAGACUUGUGA